GCUCCCUCCAGCGUGGUCCCUAUUUUAACAUCCUAAAAUCUAGCUGUGCAACAUUUAUGGCUUUAGAUGUUGCCAUCUUUUAAGAACCUUUUUAAGGUUAAAGUGCUUUUUAAAUUUAUAUUACAUGAGAUCUGGAACAUCCACAUAGUGUCUGAAUUUAAUGUGUGUUGCCUCCAGGUACAUAGCAGCCUGUAUUUAAUGGCUGCAUGUGGUCACAGGGGUUGUACCUAAAUUUGCCUGACCACAAAGCUGAGCUGUCAAGCAUCUGGCUUUCGAACGGGGUGUGUGUACACGACUUCAUAUGCUUGUCAUGAAGGGGAGGCAAACAUGAGCACGAGAGAGACUUGACCUGGAUCAGAGUGAAACAAGCCUGGAACCACCAGAUCUCUUGAAGACCUGAAGAACUUUGAGGGAACUCCUUUUAAGAGCUUAUGUACUGCAGACUUCAAUAAAAACUGGAUAUCUGUUGUAAUAAAAGAUCACUCAAAAACGUUCUUGCCGUUGGGAACUUGAACCUCGUUGUUGACGCUUGACGCAAUCGACAAAAUGAUUGGUACAAGGUGUGUUCCAGACUCAGUCCCCCUCAGUGGAUGUCUUUUGCUAUGGCGAAGCGUGAGACCGACAGCACGAGUCCAGUGGUGCAGCAGAUAGACAAGCAGUUCCUGGUGUGUAGCAUCUGCCUGGAUCACUACCACAACCCCAAAGUGCUGCCCUGCCUGCACACCUUCUGUGAACGGUGCUUACAGAACUACAUCCCUCCACAGUCGCUGACGCUGUCCUGCCCGGUGUGCCGACAGACCUCCAUUCUACCCGAGAAGGGCGUGGCGGCGCUGCAGAAUAACUUCUUCAUCACCAACCUGAUGGAGGUACUGCAGAGAGAUCCCGAAUGUUCCCGUCCUGAGGCCUGCAGCAUGCUGGAGUCGGUCAGCGCUGCUGCUGCUGGGAAACCCCUGUCAUGCCCCAAUCACCAGGGCACGGUGAUGGAGUUUUACUGCGAAUCAUGUGAAACGGCUAUGUGUUUGGACUGCACGGAGGGGGAGCACAGAGAGCAUGUCACUGUGCCGCUGAGGGAUGUUCUGGAGCAGCACAAAGCAGCCCUGAAAAGCCAGCUGGAUGCCAUCCGCAACAGACUGCCGCAGUUGGCGGCGGCCAUCGAGCUGGUGAGCGAGAUCUCCAGACAGCUCAUGGAGCGGAAGAACGAAGCAGUGAACGAGAUCAGCGGAGCGUUUGAGGAGCUGGAGCGGGCGCUGCAUCAGCGGAAGGCUGCCCUCAUUGCCGACCUGGACAAUAUUUGCAGCUCUAAGCAGAAGGUGCUGCAGGCCCAGCUGGCUGCGCUGCAGCAGGGCCGGGAGAACAUCCAGACCAGCUGCAGCUUCACGGAGCAGGCGCUGAGCCACGGCAGCGCCGCCGAGGUGCUGCUGGUGCAGAAGCAGAUGGGCGAGCGCGUGGGCGCCCUCGCCCGCCACGACUUCCCCGAGCGGCCGCACGAGAACGCCCACUUACAGUGCCAGGUGGAGACUGAGGGUCUGCGACGCUCCAUCCAGAACCUGGGCGCGCUGCUCACCACCAGCGCCGUGAGCCACACCAGCGUGGCCACGGGCGAGGGCCUCCGGCACGCCGUGGUGGGCCAGCCUGUCGCUGUCACCGUCACCACCAAGGACCGGGACGGCGAGCUGGUGCGCACGGGUAAUGCGGCGCUGCGCGCGGAGAUCACACCGGCCGACGGCGGGCGGGCGGCUGACGUGGAGGUGGCUGACAACAAAAAUGGCACGUAUGAGGUGGGCUACACGCUCCGCUCUGAGGGCGAGUACUCCUUCGCCCUGCUGCUGUACGGGCAGCCCGUGAGGGGAAGCCCCUUUCGCCUGCGCGCCAUCAAGCCCUCCGACGUGCCCCAGUCGCCUGACGAUGUGAAGAGGAGGGUGAAGUCGCCCAGCGGGACCGGAGGGCACAUCAGACAGAAGGCUGUACGCAGGCCUUCCAGCAUGUACAGCACUACCAAGAAGAAGGAGAACCCCAUUGAGGACGAGCUCAUCUACAGAGUAGGCACGAGAGGGCGGGAGAAAGGCGAGUUCACUAAUCUCCAAGGCAUCUCCACCUCCAGCAACGGGAGAGUGGUGGUGGCAGACAGCAACAACCAGUGCAUACAGGUAUUUACUAAUGAUGGGCAGUUCAAACUGAGGUUUGGCGUCCGAGGACGCUCACCAGGCCAGAUGCAGAGGCCUACGGGGGUGACCGUGGACACGAACGGGGACAUCAUCGUAGCGGACUAUGACAACCGCUGGAUAAGCAUCUUCUCUCCGGAUGGGAAGUUUAAGAAUAAGAUCGGGGCAGGCAGGUUGAUGGGACCGAAGGGCGUGGCUAUGGACCGCAAUGGCCACAUCAUUGCAGUGGACAACAAGGCAUGCUGCGUCUUCAUCUUCCAGUCCAACGGCAAACUGGUCACAAAGUUUGGCGCCAGGGGCACCUCGGACAGACAGUUUGCAGAAAAAAGUGGUGCAAACUUUGCACUGGAGCAAAAGCUUAGUAAAUCUGGCCCUGGGUUCAGUCCACACUUUGUGGCUGUCAACAACAAGAAUGAAAUCAUAGUGACAGACUUCCAUAACCACUCUGUUAAAGUGUUCAGCGCAGAUGGGGAGUUCCUUUUCAAAUUUGGUUCCCAUGGCGAAGGCAACGGACAGUUCAAUGCCCCCACGGGCGUGGCUGUGGAUGCUAACGGCAAUGUUAUUGUCGCAGACUGGGGCAACAGCAGGAUACAGGUGUUCGACAGCUCAGGAUCCUUCCUGUCCUACAUCAACACUUCUGCAGACCCACUGUAUGGGCCCCAGGGCCUGGCCCUCACCUCUGACGGCCAUGUGGUGGUGGCUGACUCUGGGAACCACUGCUUCAAAGUGUACCGCUACCUGCAGUAGCAGUGGUGGCGCCCUAGAGCCGCCCCGGCUGGCUGCCUGCUUUCCUGCUUUCCCACACUCCGGAUGUCGCAUUUGCACACGCGGUUCAGCUCUGAGCCGCAACCGAACCAUAUUGGACGAACGGAAAGUGUGAGAGCGCUUUCCUUUCAUGUGCCCCAAAAAAGAAAAGGAAAAAAGAUGGUGAACUCUUUUUAAUUGAAACAAUUGAUCCAGACCAUAUGAUUUUGUAAAGGGGGUUGGGGAUAGUCCUAUCAAUAAGCACAGAUGCUCUCCAGUAAUCAUUUAUCUCUCACUCAGUUGGUAAAAGAAAACUGCAUACAAUUUGUGUUUCACGGAGCAACACUUUUGUUUGCUGGCUUCUUUCUUUUAAAACCAGUGUCUUAACCUUA
Molecule: messenger RNA, 3298 nt
Organism: Electrophorus electricus (electric eel)
Lineage: Eukaryota; Metazoa; Chordata; Actinopteri; Gymnotiformes; Gymnotidae
Gene: trim3b
Product: tripartite motif containing 3b
Biological process (GO): protein polyubiquitination; proteasome-mediated ubiquitin-dependent protein catabolic process
Molecular function (GO): protein binding; ubiquitin protein ligase activity; zinc ion binding
Source: RefSeq, a predicted model, not a curated record